Messenger RNA from Amaranthus tricolor (Joseph's coat), 1518 nucleotides. RefSeq names its product calmodulin-like protein 3. The transcript has a single exon. Lineage: Eukaryota; Viridiplantae; Streptophyta; Magnoliopsida; Caryophyllales; Amaranthaceae. The record is from RefSeq and is a predicted model, not a curated record. Gene Ontology annotation, molecular function: calcium ion binding. Bases 187 to 843 code for a protein of 218 amino acids.
AGAAUAUACCGGUAUAAUUUUUUUUUUUAUUGUGAUUUUCAAUGCCAAAUUACAUGGCUAAAAUAGAAUCCUAACCAACACGGACUCCCCACGACAUUUAUAGGACAUCAACCACUGAUCUCCGCCUUCCAAUGUUUUCUAAACAAACUCAUACCCAACAUUUCUUGACUUCAUCUCCACAAAAAAAUGCCAACCAUUUCCCUUUCUUUGCCUUCUCUUCUUAACUCUCCCAUUUCCUUAUAUUUCCUCCCCAACACAAACACAAACACCAAUCAAAGCAUCAAUACCUCCGAGAGCUCACCCAAGCCCCCAUCAUCUCCCUCUUUGUCGUCACCGCCUCAACCAUCACAACCACUAAAAACGCCAUCCAAGAAGCCAAUGGACGUGGUGGAGCUAAGGCGGGUGUUCGACAUGUUCGACCAAAACGGAGAUGGGAGAAUAACAAUGGGAGAGCUACGUGGUUCCCUUACUAAUAUGGGUAUCUUCAUUCCUGAUAAAGAUCUCACCACCAUGAUCAAUGGUAUUGACAUCAAUGGUGAUGGUUGUGUGGAUGGAGAUGAGUUUCAAGCCUUAUAUACUCUCAUAAUGGAACGAGAAGAUGAUGAACAAGAUGAUGAAGAAGAUAUGAAGGAGGCUUUUAAUGUAUUUGAUAAAAAUGGUGAUGGGUUCAUCUCUGUUGAUGAGCUUGGUUCUGUUCUUGGUUCACUUGGACUUCAUCAAGGAAGAAAUUUAGAGGAUUGUAAGCUUAUGAUUACAAAAGUUGAUGUGGAUGGAGAUGGGAUGGUUAGUUUUAAGGAGUUUAAGAAGAUGAUGAAGAAUGGUGGUUUAGCUAAUUUGAAUUAAUGAACUUAAUCAGUUAGUUAAUUAAUUUUUUUUAUUCUUUGUUUGUGGGGCCGGGGAUGAGAAAUGAGGUGUAAAUAUUGUUGUAUCUUUGUUAAUUUAUUGUCAAUUUGGGGUGUUUAUUAAAUCAUGAGCUAGCUCAUCGCCUUGCAUGUGUCAAGGUUACGGUCGAUCAGAUCUGUUACGGUUUCUAAGUGUUGUGUUUGGAAUCAUAAGAUGAUAUAUGACGAUGAAGGUGUUGAUGGUUUGAGAAUUGGAGUUAGCUAUGGAUGAUUGUUAUAGUAGAGGGAAAUUUAAUUAUCUUCUCUAACUAUUAUUAGAUGGUAAUGUAAGGCAUGCAUGCAUAAAGAUAAAACGACGACGUUUGCUAGCUCAAUUCCUUUGAGAUAAAGGAUCUUUGAAGAACUUUUUCAUUUAUUUGAAGCAAACAUAUAUUGCAUGAGUUUAAGAGGAAAAAGCUGAUUAACAAGCUAAGGUGUUUAUUAUUCUUUGUAUUUACUAUUACACUAUGAGUUGUAUGUCAAACUAGCCAUAGGCCCAAGAAGAGAUGCAUGUGGAUAGGAAUAAUAUUAGAAAUUGGUUUUGUUCUUUAAUACCUUUGAUGUUUAGAAUUGUUUGACAAGUUUUUUACAAGGAAUAACAAUUAUGUUUCUUCAUUAAUUUCAACCUUGCCUAUUU